Mytilus trossulus (common blue mussel) is the source of this 2568-nucleotide messenger RNA. Its product is annotated as iron-sulfur clusters transporter ABCB7, mitochondrial-like. The record is from RefSeq and is a predicted model, not a curated record. The coding region runs from base 80 to 2308 and encodes 742 amino acids. Gene Ontology annotation, biological process: intracellular iron ion homeostasis; transmembrane transport. Gene Ontology annotation, cellular component: mitochondrial inner membrane. Gene Ontology annotation, molecular function: ABC-type transporter activity; ATP binding; ATP hydrolysis activity. The transcript is spliced from 15 exons. NCBI's taxonomy places the organism in Eukaryota, Metazoa, Mollusca, Bivalvia, Mytilida, Mytilidae.
AUUCCUAGAACAAAUUGAAACCGGAAGUGCUCAAGGGAAAGAACUGACUUUGUUAUUCUUGUGAUAGGCAUGUGUCAUUAUGGCAUUGACCAGACUUUUAUAUAUGAAUUAUCUUCACAGUGGUCCAAACGAAUUAGCAUGCAUCAUUAAGAGGUCUUCUCCACGGUGUAUUUUUCAAAACAACCAAAAACUCCUUAGAUGUGAGAAAAUAACAUGGUCAAAUCUCCUUUACAAAGGUCAUCUUACCCAGGCUAGGAAAGACUUACCAAAAUGGAAUCUCUUAUCAAGACUGUCAAACAGGUUAAAUAAAAAUUUAUAUAGAGAUAAAAGACAAUUUAAUACAACAUCAAGACUGUCAAAUGUGAUUAAGGAAAGUGCCAGUAAAGACAAUUCAGGAUGGAGAAGGACAAAAGCUCUCUUAGGGGCAAAAAAUGUGCGAAUGUUGAAGAAAAUGAUGCAUUAUGUUUGGCCUAAAAAUAAUGUCAAAAUUAAAGUUAGAGUGGUAAUUGCCUUAAGUUUGCUAGUUGGAUCAAAGAUUGUCAGUGUUAUGGUACCCUUUAUAUUUAAAUGGGCUGUUGAUAAUUUGAAUGAGGCGUCUGGAGAUACACUAAAUUUAAAUGACACACCAACUGCUAUUUUAAGUUUGUCAACAGCUCUGUUAAUUAGUUAUGGCCUUGUGAGACUGACAGCAUCAUUUAUGAAGGAAAUGCAGGACUUUGCUUUUGCUGAAGUAGCAGAGAACACUAUAAGACGUAUAGCACAAAAUAUUUUUGUUCAUCUUCACUCUUUAGACCUGUCGUAUCACCUUUCAAAAAAGAAAGGAGAAUUAACUAAAGCUAUCGAUCGUGGAUCAAGGGCCAUAGAACCUGUACUCAAAGGAGUUGUGUUUAGAAUAUUUCCAACGUUCUUGGAGGUUGGCUUAGUGACAGGUAUCCUGGGCUAUAAGUUUGGAGGUGGAUUUGUUGCAGUAACACUUGGUUGUGUGGGUUGUUACAUAGUGUUUACCUUUAGAAUGACAGAAUAUAGAACAAAAUUUAGAAAACAGAAAAACAAAGCUGACCAAGAUGCGGGUAAUAUAGCUAACGAUUCCUUGGUGAAUUAUACCACAGUUAAGUAUUUUACCAAUGAAAAAUUUGAAGCAAAGAAGCAUGAAGAGACUCUUGAAAGAUUUGAAAAAGCAUCACUGCAGAUAACUAAAACAUUAUCGUUGUUAAAUUUUGGACAGAAUGCUAUAUUCAGUGUAGGAUCAUCGAUUGUAAUGGUUAUGGCGGCUCAACAAAUUCUUGGAGGUACUAUGACUAUAGGUGAUUUAGUGAUGGUAAACGGACUACUUAUACAGUUAACUGUACCACUGAACUUCCUAGGGUCAACAUAUAGAGAUCUUAAUCAAGGAUUUGUAGAUAUGGAAAAUAUGUUUGCAUUGAUGGAGAUACAGCCAAAAAUUAAAAAUAAAUUAAAUGCUCCUGUUUUAAUAGCAACACCAUCAGAAUCUGCAAUUAGUUUUAAGGAUGUACAUUUUGAGUAUCUACCAGGACAAAACAUUUUGAAUGGUUUAUCAUUUGAUGUACCCUCAGGGAAGAAGGUCGCCAUAGUUGGAGGAAGUGGAUCUGGAAAAUCCACAAUUGUUCGUUUGUUGUUUCGUUUCUUUGAUCCACAGCAAGGAUCUAUACAUAUCAAUAACCAAUCCAUUGACGCUGUGGAUUUACAUAGUUUACGUAAAGCUAUUGGUGUAGUGCCACAGGACUGCAUUUUAUUCCAUGAUACUGUAUUCAGUAAUAUACAGUAUGGGGACUUAGAGAAAACUGCUGAAGAAGUGUAUGAAGCUGCUAGAGUGGCCAAACUCCAUGAUUCAGUCAUAAACCGAUUCCCAAAUCAAUAUGAUACUUUAGUCGGAGAAAGGGGAUUGAUUUUAUCAGGUGGUGAGAAGCAGAGAGUAGCUAUUGCAAGAGCUAUAUUAAAGAAUCCCCCUAUCAUUGUAUAUGACGAGGCAACAUCAUCCUUGGACACCAUUACUGAGCAGGAUAUUCUAAUGGCUUUGAGGAGGAUUACCAGAAAACAUACCACAAUUGUGAUUGCACAUAGACUUUCAACAGUAGUUGAUGCAGAUCAGAUCUUAGUGUUAGAAAAUGGUAGUGUAGCAGAAAAAGGAACCCAUUAUGAACUUUUAUCUAACCCAAAUAGUCUGUACUGUGAUCUGUGGGCAAAACAAAAUCAAUUAUUGACAGAAAAAGAUGCUGAUAAAACUGAGAAAAUUCUACUUGAAAAUAGGCCUGUUGAUAAAAAAGAUAAGGGUGUCACUGAAGAAUGAUGCAAGUGUAAAUUAGGAUUCUAUUUAUAAUUGUUAAAAUAUUUGUUAUAGUAUUCUGUGUUUAAAAGAAGGUAUUAUUUUUUUAUUAUACAUAAUUCAUUUGAGGUGUUGCAUUUUUCUGUAGAAUUCAGGUAAAAGUAGAUAAUUUGUUAACCAAAAGAAGUAGGCAGCAACUUAAACUUUUAUAUAACUAGUAUUUAGAAAGAGCAAAUGUGUCAGUUGUAUUCAUUUAUUUAGGAAAAUAAAGAUUUUUUAUUUAG